Molecule: messenger RNA, 1337 nt
Organism: Eriocheir sinensis (Chinese mitten crab)
Lineage: Eukaryota; Metazoa; Arthropoda; Malacostraca; Decapoda; Varunidae
Gene: Ctu1
Product: cytoplasmic tRNA 2-thiolation protein 1-like
Exons: 8
Coding region: 198-1289 (363 amino acids)
Biological process (GO): tRNA wobble position uridine thiolation
Cellular component (GO): cytosolic tRNA wobble base thiouridylase complex; mitochondrion
Molecular function (GO): tRNA binding
Source: RefSeq, a predicted model, not a curated record
AUCAAGAUCAAGGUCGAGAUCAAAACAAACCAGCGGUGGACGAAGGGCCCCAAACCUUGCCCCAAGCCUUGCCCCAAACCUUGCCCCAAAGCCUUGCCCCAAAGCCCUGCCCCAAAGCCUUGCCGAAGAAGCAGCGCCGCCACGGUCCACCUGCCGCUGCUCGCCGUGGAAGGUGGAAGAGCUGCGAACCUCAAGUCAUGCCGAUACAGUGCAGCGCCGGGUGUGAGAAGAAUGCUGUCUUGAAGAGACCCAAGACUGGGGAUGCUCUGUGCAAGGAGUGUUUCUUCCACGCCUUCGAGGAGGAGGUUCACCACACCAUCACUGCGGCCAAGCUCUUCGUGCCAGGCGACUAUGUGGCCGUCGCUGCCUCGGGCGGCAAAGACUCCACCGUGCUGGCCUACAUUAUGAAGCUGCUCAACGACCGAUACAGCUACGGCCUCAAGCUGGUCCUGCUGUCCGUCGAUGAGGGAAUCACUGGCUACCGAGACGACAGCUUGGAGACAGUGAAGCGAAAUGAGCAGCAGUAUGGAAUUCCCCUCAAGGUGGUGUCAUACGAGGAGCUGUACGGCUGGACCAUGGACCGUAUAGUGCAGCAGACAGGUCGUCGGAGCAACUGUACAUUCUGUGGGGUGUUCCGGCGGCAGGCGCUGGACCGGGGGGCGGCCCUGCUGGGGGUGGACAAGAUCGUCACCGGACACAACGCUGAUGACAUCGCCGAGACAGUCCUGAUGAACAUCCUGCGCGGGGACGUGGCCAGACUACAGCGCUGCACUGCCAUCGUGACGGGUUCAGAAGGAGCCAUAUCAAGGUCCAAACCCUUCAAGUACACAUACGAGAAAGAAAUCGUGAUGUACGCCUACUUCAAGAGGCUCGACUACUUCUCAACAGAGUGCAUUUACUCGCCCAAUGCAUAUCGUGGCCAUGCCCGGGCGUUUCUCAAGGACCUGGAGAAGGUGCGGCCAACUUCCAUCAUCGAUGUCAUUCACUCAGGCGAGAGUUUCUCCAUCAGGGAAGGCGUGAAGCUUCCCACCCAGUCCCUGUGUGAGCGCUGCGGCCACGUGUCCUCCCAGGCGGUGUGCAAGGCCUGCGUGCUGCUGGAGGGCCUCAACAAGGGCAAGCCAAGGCUGGGUCUGGGGAAGUCAUCAAAGGUGGAUGAACACAUGGCGCAGGAAUCCAAAGCGUCCCCCAGCACAGCACCCACGGCACAAGGCUCAGUGGACUCGUCAUCCUCAAAUCCACAUUCAGCGCACAGCAACAUUCUGAAGAGUGUACACAACUUGAAUUUCUGACAUUAUUUAUAUUACAUAAAGGUUUAAUAAAGUCUAUUACACAAAACU